GGAGCCGGAGCUGUUCGAGUCGCCCUUCCGGGCGGUCUGGUUCUGCCUCGUUACCGUCACUACUGUUGGCUACGGGGACUAUUCCCCCGUCACGACAGCGGGGAUCACGAUCGUCAUGGUCUUGAUAAUUAUAGGGAUCAUGUUGAUGGCCGUGCCUAUUGGCAUUAUCGGGAACACUUUCAACCAGGUCUGGAACGCGAGGGACUACUCCUUGCUACUCUCGAAGACCCGGAGUAAGCUGCACAAGUGGGGCUACACGGCUCAUGACAUUCCGAUGCUGUUCAAGCUCGUGGACAACGACGGAAAUGGGGUGCUCGAGCUUGACGAGUUCUGCGAGCUGGUGAAAGAGAUGAAGAUUGGACUUUCCGAGGAGCGGGUGAUCGCUCUGUUCGAGCACAUGGACAGGGACGGCAGCGGGGCGCUGGACGCCCAGGAGUUUGCGCUCGAAGUCUUCCCAGACACGUUCAUCGAGGC
Messenger RNA from Prorocentrum cordatum, 474 nucleotides. NCBI's taxonomy places the organism in Eukaryota, Dinophyceae, Prorocentrales, Prorocentraceae. The record is from the annotation of a GenBank genome assembly.